Messenger RNA from Mollisia scopiformis, 2310 nucleotides. Its product is annotated as amidase. Bases 308 to 1972 code for a protein of 554 amino acids. NCBI's taxonomy places the organism in Eukaryota, Fungi, Ascomycota, Leotiomycetes, Helotiales, Mollisiaceae. The transcript is spliced from 6 exons. The record is from RefSeq and is a predicted model, not a curated record.
AGCUCUCCAUCUGACGAUCUGAAGCAGUGCUUGGCAUCGGAACGAAGGAAAGUACCCAGUGCCGACGGCCUUGUGUUAGCAUCUCUAGCGUAUCGCGCAAAAUGUCUUGAUUGGCUGCCCCAUCUUUGAAUUCCGAUAUGGCCAGUAAUGUUCCCUUGCGCGUUCACUCUACGUGUGUUGAGGAGAAGUCAUAGUCAGCUUGGAUCGAAGUACAUUCUAUAAAAUCAUAGAACUCUGUCCAUUUUUGUCUUUCUUACAGCACUUUUCUCGUACAACACAAGAAUCUUCUCCUUCAUCAAUUCUCAAGAUGUCCGCAGUAGCAGAGAUAGUAAAUCAAACGUGGGAGACAAUCGCCAAUAAAUACCGAGAGCAAACAUCAGCCAAGAUCCCGUCUGAAUGGCUGCUUCCCUCUUCGAUCACGUCUACGGUUUCUGAAACCUCGGUUCAGAAUGUCCUUUCCAUCCCCAGAACUUGUGGGAUCCUGAGCGAGCAGGAGAUUGAGAUUACGGAGAAGUACGAUGCCGUAACUCUUGCGGAAAUGCUGAAAGAAGGGAAGGUGAAGAGUGUGGAUGUUACACGGGCGUUUUGUAAGAGAGCUGCUGUUGCUCAGCAAUUGACAUACUGUCUUACAGAAACGAUGUUCGACGAAGCGCUCGAGAGAGCAAAGUACUGCGACGAUUAUCUUGCCAAAGAAGGCAAGCCAUUAGGUCCUCUUCAUGGCUUGCCUAUUUCUCUCAAAGAUUCAUUCAACGUAAAAGGCUUCAAAAGCACAAUCGGCUACGUCUCCUUUAUAGCCAACGAACCAUCCACCACCAACUCAGCACUCGUCUCCAUCCUCCUCAAUCUCGGAGCAGUCCUCUACGUCAAGACCAACAUCCCGCAAACUCUCAUGACAGCAGACUCCCAAAACAACAUCUUCCUCCGCACCCUGAACCCCAAUUCGCUUCACCUGACCGCAGGCGGCAGUUCGGGCGGAGAAGGAGCCCUCUCCGCAUUGAAAGGCUCCAUCCUAGGCGUCGGGACAGAUAUAGCAGGCUCGAUCCGUAUCCCGGCCUACUGCAACGGCGUAACGGGAUUCAAGCCCUCAACACGCCGUAUCCCGUAUGGAGGCCAAACAGGACCCGGUAGAGUGGGAAGUUGGGCCAUUCUUGCUAGUGCAGGACCCAUCUGUCGUUCUGUCUCUGAUGCUCAUUUCUUCUGCAAGAGCGUGCUUUCAGCUGACUGCUGGGUAUUUGACGAAACUGUCGUCUCGGCACCAUGGCGCUAUCUCCAGCCGAUGGGAAAGAGACUCAAGUUGGGGUACCUCAAGGAACAUGCUCGUUGGCCUCUAUCUCCUACUCUUUCCCGCGUUUUUGAUGAAGCAACAAAGGCGCUGAGUGCAGCAGGCCAUGUGAUGGUCGAUAUCGAGCCGUUGUUGCCAAAGGAUAUCAUGGUCGAUGCUAUGGUUACGGCGUUCAAGAUGUUCUCUCUGGAUCCAAAGCAGACGCCUUUUAGUAUUAUCAAGAAGAGUGGAGAGCCAAUUAUUCCUAGUAUUGGGACGAUUGUGGUGGAGGAGAUGAAGGGGUUUGUGCCGGAUUUGGAUGCGGUUUGGGAUCUGAAUGUUGAGGCGAAGGCUAUGAAGGAGAAGGUUCGGGAUUUGUGGGUUAAGGAGGGAUUGGAUGCGAUUUUGAUGCCGGUGUACCAAGGCACGGCACCGAAGCACGACAAUUAUGGUGCUCCACCUUACACGGUGUUUGCCAACCUGUUGGACUACCCCUCAGUCUCAAUCCCCUUCCUGAAAAGCAACAAGAAACUCGAUGAGCCAUACAUCAGGAAAGGUGUCACAUACGCACCUGCUUAUGAGUCGGAAGCUUGUGAGGGUGUGCCAGGUGGAUUGCAGAUCUUGGGACGUAAUAUGAGGGAUGAGGAGUGUUUGGAUGUCGCCGGUGUGGUGGAGAGUAUCUUGAGGAUGGCUGAGAGGAAGAUAGUUUAGAUGGGUCUGGAAAUAGAAGAUACCUAGAGAUUGACAUUCUCAGGUAACGAGAGUUAAGGGUCCAGGCUCUGUUAGAAGAGAUCAAUGUCCCCACUUUCAGGGUGAUUUUCAACUUUGGGACAUCAUGACUGGAGGCUGGCCUCCAUGCUGAUUAGCCUCGUAUGAACUCAAUUGAGUUAUCGUAGCCAUGGUGACUUGAGAUGAAAGUGGCUGGAGCACUUGCUCUUUUUGAAUGUCCGUCUUGGUGAUUAUGGUAGUUAGUCAUUACGGAUCUUUUGUUGUCAAUAUUCACCCAACUUUCUAAGGAGAUUGUAUCAUCAGUACUCCUUGACAAUCGG